Molecule: messenger RNA, 988 nt
Organism: Pyrus x bretschneideri (Chinese white pear)
Lineage: Eukaryota; Viridiplantae; Streptophyta; Magnoliopsida; Rosales; Rosaceae
Product: LRR repeats and ubiquitin-like domain-containing protein At2g30105
Molecular function (GO): protein binding
Source: RefSeq, a predicted model, not a curated record
AUGCCUAACUUAUCUCUUGCAGAAGCAGCAAGCCUCCUCUUCUUGGUGAUCUUGGUCAUGAGGUUUAAGUUUAACUGGAUAAAAAUGGCGUUGGCUCUUGGCUGUAAUUUGUUGCCAACUAAUAUUUUAGAGGACCUAAGUUCUUUCAAUGCUGACAUCUUCUUGUUGGUCGAAUUUGAAAAGGCCGUGCCGGAUGAAGUGUGGGCUUCUGGAACUUCCGCAAGAGUUAUUGAACUCAGCAAUAAUUCUAUUCGAAAUGUACCUGCAAAGAUUGGUUGUCUAAGCUCCUUGCAGAAAUUGUUGCUCGCUGCAAAUGAUAUAGUGGACGAUUCUAUUAGCUUGGAAGGACUAACCGUUCUGUCUCUGGAGCAAAACCAUUUAACGACGUUGCCAUCUUCACUGGGCUUGUUGACAUCACUGAGGCAACUCAAUGUUGCCAAAAACAAAUUAUCUAGCCUUGAAGUUCUGAAAGCCAACAACAACAGGAUAAGCACCAUCCAUACAUGUAUAGGCGACUGCAAUGCUCUUACUGAGGUUGAUGUUUCGUCAAAUCUUCUGUCCAAGUUGCCAGAGACAAUGGGAAGUUUGCAAAAUCUGAAGUCUUUGUAUCUCAGCAACAACGGGUUGAGAGCCCUUCCCUCUGCGUUAUUCAAAAUGUGGCUACAGCUCACAACGCUUGAUCUGCACAAUACAGAAAUAACCGCGGAUGUCCUUCGUCAGUUUGAAGGCUGGGAAGGCUUUGAUGAACGCCGCCGGUUGAAGCAUCAGAAGCAACUGGAUUUCCGAGCUGUAAACUCCGGUGCGUUUAAUGAAGGUGCCGAUAAGAGCUGAUGCCGCUAAUUUCGGGAUUACAUGUCGCAAUUGUGCAAAGUUGUUGUCCAUACUCGGUGACAUUUGUAUCUAGAUUUACAAAAGCAAGCUCCGAUCUGAUGUCUAUGGUACUUGAAUUGUUAUAGAAUCUAACAACGUCAGUAUCUUGUUAUCAAAA